Molecule: messenger RNA, 714 nt
Organism: Microcebus murinus (gray mouse lemur)
Lineage: Eukaryota; Metazoa; Chordata; Mammalia; Primates; Cheirogaleidae
Gene: TEKTIP1
Product: tektin bundle interacting protein 1
Source: RefSeq, a predicted model, not a curated record
UGUCACUGUCAACAAUGGCCCCAGAGGCCUUCCUGGCGGGAGCCCUCAGGGACACAGAGGCAGACAUGCAGACCCUGAGGCGGAAGGCUGCCCGGCCCUAUGUCCCCUCUGGGACCCUCGAAUUGGACUUCCCAGCCCCUCUGUACGGCGAUGACUACCUGUCCCAGGAGGGACCCCGCUGGGCUCCAGCCAUCAAGCAGGCGACGCGCUGGAAGUACACACCCAUGGGACGGGACGCGGCCGGCCAGCCGUGGUACACGGGCCUGACCAACUCGGACCCCCGCGAGGCAUGGUACAACCUGCCCCGGGCCCUGGACAGCCCGCACCGUGAAGCCUACGGCCGCUGGCAUGGCUGCUACCAGCACCGGGAGCGCGGCUUGGCCCCAGCCUACGCGCAGCACCUGCGGGAGAUGGCCUGCUACGACCCCGUGGUCCCCGCCCAGUACACGACGCCGAGCACGCGGUGGGGCACCGCGCUGUGGAAGGACAGGCCCACCCGCGGGAAGGAGUUCGUGCUCAACAGGAACCGGUACCAGGAGGAGCCGCUCUGGCGGGGGUCUGACUACGUGCCCCACCUGUCGGCGCCCCAGCGACCGCGCUACACCAACCAGAGCUACCGCCACUGGGACCUGGAACCCUACUGUCCCUCCACCCGCCAGCGGCCCCCGCUCGUCUACACACCCACCCUCUGAUAAAGAUCGCGCUGCCCCUCCA